AUGACAAUAGGUUAUCUUCCUGUUGAUAUUAAAGUAAUCUCAGUUUUAGUUCCCAUCAAUAUAUUAAUAUAGAUCAUGGAUCAUGUAUAUAUAAGCAGUCAAGAAUAAGAAUUGUCAGUCAUUCACAGAUUUUGUUCAUAUUUGACUUGUUUAGUGGACUAAAGAGUACUUUAUAUUAUUGGAGGAUCAUGGUUUUUGGUAUGAGUGAUGAAGCAACAGUUUGCCUGAAGGAAAAGGAUAUUCAGAAGUUACGAGAGUCAGAAGGGGGUGUAGAGUUUGAAGUGGAUGAAUACCAAAAUGCUGAUGAGGAAGAAGAAGAAGCAUUCCCACCAGAGGACAUUCUGAACAAUGUCUACAUACCUGAUGAGGAGGAUGAAGAUGACGAUGAUGAGUUAUCUCCCUUUCAAAAGUUGGCAAAGAAAAUGGAGGAUAUAUCUGGUGAUGGUGGAGUGAAAAAGAGAGUUUUACACCCAGGAGGAGGAAGUAUAGUCCCUGAAGGAGCAAUUGUUAGGGUUCAUUACAAUGCCUUCCUGGAGUAUGCAGAUGAACCAUAUGAUUCCACUAGGUUGAGGAAUGCACCAGAAAGAUACAAACUUGGACAAAAUCAGCUACUUCCUGGAUUAGAGAUCUGCAUUAGAACCAUGAAGAAGGGAGAAUUAGCUCAACUACUGGUUUCACCAGACUAUGCAUAUGGUAAACUUGGUGUAGAACCCAGAAUUCCUGGAAAUUCAACAGUAAUGUUUAAGUUGGAGCUGAUGAAUUUUGUUGAGCAUGCAGGUAUAGAGGAUUAUGACAUGAUGACAAAGGAAGAGAGGGAUAAGAUAGAAUUCUCAGACAUUCUAAAGUUUGUUGAGGUUGAAAGACAGCUUGGAUUACAAGUGUAUAAAGAACGGGCAUUCCAUAAGGCCUUUGGCCAUUAUAAAAAGGCAGCAAUAAUGCUAGAAUCAAGGCACGUUAAAGAUGAAGAGGAGGAGAAAGUUCACAGGGGGAAGCUGUUUACUCUGUACUCUAACAUGGCUGUGUGUGCAUCAAAACAAAAUAAAUUUAAUCUGGUGAUGACCUACUGCAACAAGGGAAGAGAAAUAGAGCCAAACAAUGUCAAACUUCUCUUCCUUCAAGGAAAGGCACAUCGAAGGAGCUCCCACUUUGAAGUAGCACGAGACAUGUUGAAGAGGGCCCAGAGGAUGAACCCAAAUAACACAGAAAUAAACAAAGAGCUCCAGGAAUUGGACAAAGACAUUAAAAAGUUUAGUUUGGUAGAAAAGGACAUGUAUCAAAAGAUGUUCUCGAAACCUACAGGACAGUCAGCUGAAGAAAAAGAGAAAGAGAACUUGAAAGCAAAGAAAAAGUUAGAAAAAAAUUUGAAUGUUACAGAUGAUUUUCAGAAGAUGGUUGAAGAAAAACUACUUGAGUUCAUUAAAGAUGAUCUACAAGAUGACAUGCCAUUCCCAGCCUUGAACUUGUCUGUUGGGGAGAUAGCAUGUAUUAUGGAGAAAUGUGAGAAUCUUGGAUUAAACUGUAAACAGAUUGGUUCCGGUCAACAUUAUAGACUCAAGAUAACAAAGAUGAAGAAAGAGGGAACAGCAUAAACUAGUCAAGUCAUUACACAUGUCCAAAUGUUAAUGUCCAUUAGUAUUAUAUACAAUGUGAAUGUAGAGGACUGUUAUGUGUAAUCUAGUUUGAGUUACUUCAAAAAGGGAAAAACCCAAUAGUGAAUUUACCUUGCAGUAUUAAUCAAACUGUAGUAGAAGUGUAGUGUACAAAUGAUUGAAAAAAGGUUGCGUAAUAUGUGAUGGAGUAAAAUGAAGAAAACAAAAACAGAAUAAUGAUACAUCAUCAUUAAAGGCUGUUCCAUAAAAUAUCAUGUCCCCCAAGGGGAUGGCACUUUUUUUUAAUCACCACCACCCACAGAAAUAAAAGUAGAUUAGAACAAGACUUCCUUUGCAUUUUGCUAUUUCAAAUACAACCACCCAAAUUAAAUUUUAAGAAAUUGCCUUCCCUGAGGGGACGUAUUUCCUGGAACAGCCUUUAGAAAAAUUGACUAUUAUCAUUAUGAACAAAUAUUGUAAAACUAUGCAAUGUAUAUUUAAAGCAAUAGUUAAAUGAAAAAAAAACCACAGAAACAGAAUAGAGAACUAUUGACACACCGGACGCUCAAAUAAUUUCACCUGAGAUUUAACGGUUGUUUAAUGUUCUCUGACAGAAAUACAGUCUUUUUUGUAUUUUAUAUGAUUUUCGUUGUCAUGGUUUUUAUAAUUGAUAAUUCUCUUUUAGUCACAGUUUAUGAAAGUUAUGAUUAACAGAUAACUGAAUUUUGUAUUUUUAGAAAUUCAAGGAUGCAAUGUACAGUUUUGUACUUGUGUUUUAUAAACUAAUUUCUAAAAUGUUUAAGCAAGUAUAAGCUUUCUUCUGUCAAUUUUAGUUCUAAAUUUGUAAGACAUGGUUUUCAUACUUUAGAAUAAAUUUUAUUUCAAAUGAUUUGCAUCGUUUUCCAAGUUUUAAGUACCAAACAUUCAAUUUUCAUCAAGCCGUCCACUUUUAUGUAAAUAUGUAUAUUGUAUAUAGAAUCAUUAUUGAAAUGAAAAACUUAUAAAAAUGAAAGUAGUUUCUAGUUUCAGAGAAACUUUAUUAAGUUGGAUAUUUUACUAGGCAAGUUAAAUUUCCUAAUCCUAUUUUUAUUAUUGUACAUGUAUGUUCAUAGAAUUUUUUCCAACAACAUGAAAGUUAAUUGGUAUAAAUGUCUUUUAUGUUUUGAUUUUACAAUUUUAAAAAGAAAAUGUAAGAAGUUUUUAUAAAUAUGAACUAAACUUUUUUUUCUUAAAAUAACUGAGCAAAAAAUUGCUUCAGGCUGUUGUAUUUUAUACUAAAAAAUCAGACCUUUAGUUUAAGGAUUGACAAUAAACACCAUUCUAAGCAUGAUUGCACAGUUCAGAUCUGUCACUAGAAGAUUGAUUGUGUUUGCAAACUACAACCUGUGAACUUUUCAUUUUUAAUGAUUUUGCUUCAUUUAUUUCAAAUCUAUUAAAACAAAGUUCUCUUUUUGAAAAUCUAAAUAUAUAUUUUUCAUUACUAAUAUUAAAAAAAUAAUGUCCAUUAAAUGUACCAAAUUACAGUGUCACUUAUAUUUUACUUUAAACACCAAUUGAAGAGAGCCAUUAUUGUCAUGAUACCCCCAUUUGCUGUGUUCCUAACAUUACUGUUGUAAUUCACAUGUUAUAUAAUGCACCAAUGUAUUACUUCUAUAGUGUAGCCUUCCUUUAUAAACCACAUAUGUUUAAUUAAGCACCACUGUAUGAUACAAAUAGCAGAAAUAGUGUUUAAAAGUUUUGUAAAUAUACAAGUACUGGAAGGUUUCUAUACCAUUUGAGGUAUUUUCAAAUAUCUAAUUUUAAGAUGAACUUUAGAAUCAUUUGAUUCACUGGUGCUUUGUGAAUAUUUCUAAAUAAUUAUGAUAUAGUAUUUCUUUGAUUAAUGAACAUUAAAUUUAUAUCACAAGUUAUACCAGUUUCUUAUUUUUUUGUGUACAACCAUUUUCUUUCAAACUUUACAGUACUGAGAAUGUUUAUGACAUCUACUAGCUUUUUUAGUGUAUAUUGUCAAAUAUGAGCAAAAGUAGCUGCUUGUAAAUCAGGGAUGUUUCUAUUUUUUUGUUUUUUUGUUUUUUUUGUCUUAACCUUUUAUAGUUUUUUCUAUAAAUGAUAAAACCAGA
This is a messenger RNA of Mytilus trossulus (common blue mussel), 3709 nucleotides long. Its product is annotated as inactive peptidyl-prolyl cis-trans isomerase FKBP6-like. Gene Ontology annotation, biological process: spermatogenesis; piRNA processing. Gene Ontology annotation, cellular component: cytoplasm. Gene Ontology annotation, molecular function: peptidyl-prolyl cis-trans isomerase activity; Hsp90 protein binding. The record is from RefSeq and is a predicted model, not a curated record. NCBI's taxonomy places the organism in Eukaryota, Metazoa, Mollusca, Bivalvia, Mytilida, Mytilidae. The transcript is spliced from 14 exons. The coding region runs from base 189 to 1589 and encodes 466 amino acids.